CUUUGAACUCCUUUUGUAAUUAAGCAACACAUCACAAUAUCUCGCCAUGGUCAAAGCCGUUAAAGGUGUUGUUGUUGAAUGCGAUACCUCUGUCAAGCAGAUCAUUUUGGGACUGAAUGAAAAAGGCAAAUUCAUUAUCGAAGAUCUGGAUGACACCCACGUUUUUGUCGAUGCAUCAUGCAUCGAGCAACUCCGGUUCGAUAUUGAUGAAAUUUUGAACGAAAAUACGUAUAAUGUUGAGGAAUCCAAGUAGAAGGAAGAAUUAAAUAGAAAAAUAGGAAAGAUAUAUAUAUAUAUAUAAUCUCAUAUACACUUUCGAUUCUUGAUCUUUUGAGGCAGGUGCAUGAAAGAAAAAAGCUGCAUCUAUGUCGCUUCACACGCCAUAAACUCAUUUUUCUGAGAAUGGCAGGCUUCUGGAAAUCCAUGCCAUUGUUAGCCAUAUAUAUAUAUCCAUGCUUCCGACUAGCAGAGAGAAAAAAGUAUAGUGGGUGCUAUAUCUGAGAUGUUGCAUAGACAAACCCG
This is a messenger RNA of Lobosporangium transversale, 522 nucleotides long. RefSeq names its product nucleotide excision repair TFIIH subunit. NCBI's taxonomy places the organism in Eukaryota, Fungi, Mortierellomycota, Mortierellomycetes, Mortierellales, Mortierellaceae. The coding region runs from base 47 to 253 and encodes 68 amino acids. Gene Ontology annotation, biological process: nucleotide-excision repair; transcription by RNA polymerase II; nucleotide-excision repair, preincision complex assembly. The transcript has 3 exons. Gene Ontology annotation, cellular component: transcription factor TFIIH core complex; transcription factor TFIIH holo complex. The record is from RefSeq and is a predicted model, not a curated record.